This is a messenger RNA of Acaulospora colombiana, 1201 nucleotides long. Lineage: Eukaryota; Fungi; Glomeromycota; Glomeromycetes; Diversisporales; Acaulosporaceae. The record is from the annotation of a GenBank genome assembly.
AUGAAUGACACAGAUGAAAGCCAAGAAUGGCUGAAUGUCGCAAUCGAGAAAGGAUAUAUCAGAACAUAUGACUUUAAUUCAUUUGAAAAUUUCGAACAUAUUGCGAAUGGAAGUUUUGGUAAAGUUCAAAAAGCCUACCUAAAAAUUUUAAGGAAGACCGUUGUCUUAAAAAGCCUACGCGAUAACUUCAAGAGAGAUCCAAAGUUUUAUAAAUUGUUUGUGAGCGAGCUAAGAAAUAUUAAUGCCGUUAAAGAUAGUGACAAUGUCAUAAGUUUUAUGGGAAUCAGUCGGGAUGGAGGAAAUCUUCGAGAAUAUUUGGAAGAUUUACACCAAAGAAAACGUUUCUCCGAUCUUGGUUGGCCAAGAAAGAUCCAAAUGGCAAAAGAUAUCGCAAGCGGGUUGUAUUGCAUACAUGCUUCCAACAUUAUUCAUCGAGAUCUAAUCGAAUAUUCGGAUGCUAUCGCGGGAAGGAGGGAGACACCAGUCGAUGGAACUCCGUUGGACUAUGUGAAUAUCUAUACUAGUGCCUGGAAGGAUGAUCCUGAACAACGUCCUGCAAUUGAAGAAAUUCUAGAACUCCUCGAGAAUAUCAAGCUCCAACCCGUAUAUCAAAGGCCAGAUAAUUAUAACCAACGUCACGAGCUUGAACUUAUCACUAAUCGUCUUGAAAAGACCAAGCUCCUACCCGUGUACCAAACGAAAGUCGAGGGUGAUAGCAAUGAGUCAUCUAAAGAUUCAAGCAAUUCAAUUGAUAGUGAUUCUUGUGAAUUAGUUAGCCCCGUACGUACUGAAGUCAAGAGCUAUAUUGAUUGGGAACCUCAAGAUUUAAAUAGCCCCACUGACGAACGUCGUUUCAUUGUUGAUAGUUCGCAGGGCACCACCAUCUCAUUUGAAAGUUCGUACAGGAGUGAAAUAGACACCGAAGAUGCGGAGGAGGAAGAGAGGUUUAAUUUGAACGAUUCGACGCAAGGACUCUCUCUUGAAGAAUUACGAGAAAGAAUAAAAAUAUAUUUUGCAGCAGAAAAUUUCUCAAGAGUAUUAGAUCUCUGGGAAAUUAUUCUUGGUGAUCCUAAUCAUACACCCGAAGAUCAGAAGAAUGCAUCAGAAUGUCAAAUAGGGGAUCGGGCGGGAAGAGCGCUAGCUGACACCCUGUCAAAGAAUACGACACUUGAAAUUUUGAUUUUAUUUGUUAAUCAAAUCG